Messenger RNA from Drosophila ananassae, 2372 nucleotides. Its product is annotated as bleomycin hydrolase. The record is from RefSeq and is a predicted model, not a curated record. The transcript has 5 exons. Gene Ontology annotation, biological process: proteolysis; response to toxic substance; L-homocysteine catabolic process. The coding region runs from base 263 to 1954 and encodes 563 amino acids. Gene Ontology annotation, cellular component: cytoplasm. Gene Ontology annotation, molecular function: cysteine-type aminopeptidase activity. NCBI's taxonomy places the organism in Eukaryota, Metazoa, Arthropoda, Insecta, Diptera, Drosophilidae.
AGCGGCCGCACAACGCCCAUCACUAGUUUCGGAUCCCAAAGCCAAACAUUUUUCAUUUUCAUUUUCCCCCAUUACAUUAACAAAAUAAAUAAGCGGCUAUAUUGCGCAUAAUUACAGUUGCCAGUAGUUGCUCCCAUUGCUCACACAUCUGAUCCGGCCAGAACAGCGGAAUAAAUCGGAAUUAAAUUAGCAGUGACCAAACAAAAAACAAAACAAGUGAAAAUCCUCCUAAAAAACAAAAAAGAAAGGAAAAAGUUAAAUCAUGUUUUGGGCGGUGAAGCGGGUCCGCUCCCUGCAUCAGUUAGCCUGUCAAGGGGGCCGCCUCAAGAUCAAGUUCAAAAGCAAGAAUCCGAAUCCAAAUCAAAGUCUCUAUCAAGAACCAGGUCCUGACAGGAUGUGGCAGCGCCGGGAUCCAUUAUCCAUAAGACUGAAUCACUCAAUAUCGGGCGAAAUCUGCCACUCCCAUUUACUUCUAGCUGACAACAACAGCGGCUCAGGUGGUGGCGGCGGCGGCGGCGGAGGUGGUGGCGGUGGAGGCCACAAUAAUGCCACCUGCUGUGCCAAGAACUCAACGUCCCCGGUGGCCAGUUCCAGUACGAGUGCCAUCACCAAUGAACUGCUCACCCAGUGGCGUCGCAACUUCUACAGCGAACCGAAGAACCUGCUGGCCCAGAACGUCUGCUCCCGGGUGGAUCCGUUCGAUGUUUGUCUGUCCCGGAAGGCUUUGGAGACGACCAAUCAUGUGUUCAACUACAAGGUGGAAACGGAGGGCAAGCCGGUGACCAAUCAGCGCAGCUCCGGCCGUUGCUGGCUGUUCGCGGCCCUCAACUGCAUCCGCCUGCCCUUCAUGAAGAACUACAACCUGGACGAGUUCGAGUUCUCGCAGGCCUUCCUCUUCUACUGGGACAAGAUCGAGCGAUGCAACUACUUCCUCAACAACAUCGUGAAGACUGCCCAGCGGGGCGAGAAGGUUGACGGGCGACUAGUGUCCUUCCUGCUGCUCGAUCCCACUUCCGAUGGUGGCCAGUGGGAUAUGCUGGUCAAUCUGAUAACCAAACACGGUCUGAUGCCAAAGAAAUGCUUCCCCGAGAGCUUUAGCUGCGAGUCCAGCAUACGAAUGAAUGCCAUAUUGAAGAGCAAGCUCCGGGAGUAUGCUCGCCAUCUGCGCGUGCUGAUGGAGCAGAAUCCCUCGGAGGAGGAGAUCGCCUGCAAGAUCCAGGAGCAAAUGGCCGAGAUCUACAAGGUGGUGGGCAUUUGUCUCGGCAUUCCCGCCGAGACAUUCACCUGGGAGUACUACGACAAGAGCAAGAACUACCAGUCCAUCGGACCAGUCAGCUCCCUGGAGUUCUACGAGCGCUACGUCAAGCCGCACUUCAAUGUGGAGGACAAGGUCUGUCUGGUGACCGAUCCCCGGCCAACAAGCAGCUACGAUCAGGCCUACACCGUCGACUGUCUGGGCAAUGUGGUCGGUGGACGGCCCGUCCUCUACAACAACCAGUGCGUGGAUCUGCUCCUGGCCGUUGUCACCAAGUCGCUGAAGGCCGGGGAGGCUGUCUGGUUCGGAUGUGAGGUCAGCAAGCGGUUCGCCUCCAAGCAGGGUAUCGAGGAUGUGGACGUCCAUGAUUUUAAGCUGGUCUUUGAUAUCGAUAUACAAACCACGUUUUCCAAGGCGGAUCGUCUCAUUUACGGAGAAUCAGCCAUGACCCAUGCCAUGGUCUUCACAGCCGUGUCCGUUGAUAAAAGCGGCGUGGCCCAGAAACUGCGGGUGGAGAACUCGUGGGGCGAGGAUCGUGGCGAGAAGGGCUACCUGGUCAUGUGCGCUGACUGGUUCAGGGAAUUUGGAUUCGAGGUUGUUGUGGACAAGAAGUACGUUCCGGAGGAUGUGCUGCGCGUUUUCGACAUGGAUCCGAUCGUCCUGCCCGCCUGGGAUCCCAUGGGCACGCUGGCGCAGUAAAUCCAAUCAGAAAACAAAAGGAAUACGCGUAUAUUUAAUUAAAAAAUAUAUACAAAGCUUUACGAUCCAGCAACAAGAACAGCGCAGCAUCAGCAGCAUCGGCAUCCCAGCAUCCCAGCAUCAGAAUCCGAAUCAGAGCAUACCUAUCCGUGUUUAGUUUUAAAUUUCAAGCGCAAUAUUUUUGUAAUUUGUAGUCCCAUUUUUCUGUUUUUGUGUAACGUACCGUGUACAUUUGAUAUUCCUUUUUGUCAAAAUCUCUGUUCGAUCCAGGUCCCUUUUCCAAACCUAGAACUCUCCUAUGAAAGCGCAAUAUUUUAUCCAAUUAAUCUUAAACAGAAACACUCGUGGGCGUCAAUUCUAUGUAUCAAUAUUUUUGUGUUUAGCCUAAGUAAAAUAAAUUUUUCAGUUCAUCCCUUUU